Mesorhabditis belari is the source of this 354-nucleotide messenger RNA. Lineage: Eukaryota; Metazoa; Nematoda; Chromadorea; Rhabditida; Rhabditidae. The record is from the annotation of a GenBank genome assembly.
AUGAAAGCUAUUUUUGUGGCUGGUUUUCUUGUGAGCUUGUGCUAUUCAAUGCCAGCUGAUAUGGCUGAGGUUUUUGGCUUGAAACCGCAUGAGUUGAACAACAUUUGUGAUUUGGGACCGUGCAUCAACAACAUGUGCCCAGCGGCAAAAGGCGUUCAAUAUUGGUGUUGCCCCUACAAUUGGGAAUGUUGCAGGACAAUUCCGAUGAUAAGCGAUGCGGCUCCAGGCACUUGCAUGGAUCGCAGGAACUUUAUGUCAGCUGAAUCGGAUUGUGCGGCGAAGAAACAUUUAUGCAAUGAUCCAAACUAUGUCGAAAUGAUGCGCGUCGAGUGCCCAAAGAGUUGCGGAUUUUGU